Messenger RNA from Hansenula anomala, 1938 nucleotides. It is a transcript of the gene APC4, whose product is annotated as anaphase promoting complex subunit 4. Gene Ontology annotation, biological process: positive regulation of mitotic metaphase/anaphase transition; protein K11-linked ubiquitination; anaphase-promoting complex-dependent catabolic process. Gene Ontology annotation, cellular component: nuclear periphery; anaphase-promoting complex. The transcript has a single exon. NCBI's taxonomy places the organism in Eukaryota, Fungi, Ascomycota, Saccharomycetes, Phaffomycetales, Wickerhamomycetaceae. The record is from RefSeq and is a predicted model, not a curated record. The coding region runs from base 1 to 1938 and encodes 645 amino acids.
AUGGCUGAAUUUGAAUAUGCUGACUCUACUCAGCCCUUUCCCUUGGUUUUGAAUGCUCCGAUUGAUGGGCUGGCGUAUUCUUGGUGUCCAACCAUGGACUUGGUAGCAUUUACCGCUAACAAUGGUAAGAACGUUUGGGUUCAUAGAAUGAAUGGGUACAGAGUAUGGGAUAUCAAGAUCAAUGAAGGUAGGGCGAAGGACUUGAUUUGGAAGCCAGACGGAAAGCAAUUUGCUGUGAUCACAAGUAAAAACCAAUGUCAUAUCUAUGAUUCAAAUACAGCUAGAUUAUUAUCCACAGUGGAUCAAUUCAAAGAGGGUUGUAAUUUCGGUCAAUGGAUGUUAUCAGAGAUUGAUGAAGGCUACCAUAAGUUUACAGAAUUGGUCGAUACCGAUGUGCUCAAAUCACUACCAAAAUUACCACCUUUACCAAACGCUACAAGUAAUAAUACAUUCAGCACUAAAGUCGCCAUUGAAGGAAUGAUCCAUCAGCCCAAUAAAAGUGGUGAGCUAGAUUUGUUUUUAUUAUUCUCAGAUAAGACACUAGACAUCACACUUCAUAACCUAUUUACUGCAGGUCCGAUAAACUUGAUAUCCAGCUCUAAUGACGAUGAUGAAGAAAUUGUUGGUCAUAUAGCUCAAGACAUUCAAUCUCAUUACAUUGUUACUUCUUCUUUCAGCACAAUGAAGCUAUACCUACGGCAAUUCAAGUUUUCAUUUGUCUCAGAGCUCAAUUUUUUACAAGAUAUUGCACUAUCAAUUUCAAAAAUCAUUGCACUAAGUGGUUACAUUAAUGAGAUUUUGAUAUUUCUAGCUCAAGAAAUUAAAACUUAUUUGGAUGCUAAUAGACGAUAUGUAGAGAUUUUGAAAGAAAGUUUGGAGAAAAUUGAUGAAACCGUGGGUGAUCAAUUAUAUGAUUCAUUGUUAACAGGUAUGAUGAGUGAAGAGUUGAAAGAUUGGUUGGAAAACACAAUAGGUGAGAGAGGUAUUGCUAGAUGGACAAAGAUUGGUGAUACUGCAUUUGACAACACUAGACGUACUGUUUUUUAUCAUUUGGUUCCUUCGUGUGAAAGAUUGAUUAUACUACUCAAUAAUAUCAAAGGUACCGCUAGUGCCUCAUUUUCUGGAGAUGAAGAUUUUAAGCCAGAUCUAAUUAGUGCAUGCAUUGAUUCUGUACAAAAAUUUAUGAAGCUCUUGUUUGAAUGCACCAUCAAGGUAAAUAAAGAACAAGCUCUAUUCAAUUCAUUUGUGGCUUGGAUCAAUUUUGUUUUGAGAGAAUUGAAAGAUGAGGAGCCAAAUACAAUCUACAAAACGUCAGAUGUUUCAGAGUUUAUCAAUUCACAUUUAGAAAGAUCAUCUUUAAUGAUGUUUAUUCCAAACAUGAGAAGACACUAUAAUGAAAUCAAGAUAACCUCGUCAGAUCUAUUUGAUUCAAUUAAAGGAUUUAUAAAGAAAUCCAUCAUUCCAAGUGAAAGAAAAAUUGAGUUAGGAAUGAUUACAGAAAAGCAAAAAUUAAUGUUUGAUCACGAAAGUCUUUACAUUUUAUCAUAUACAAACUGCACUUUAAAUAUACACAAGUUUAACACCAUAGCUGAUCAGUUGAAAUCCGUGCAUGUUUUGAUGGAUGAUGAUAUUUCUGAUAUCCAAGUUUCUGAUGGUGAUGAUGAGGUAUUUGUGGUUACUGGUGAUGAAGUUAUAAGCUUUGGGUUUUAUGACUUAUUUGGUUCAACGAAUCAAACAAGCUUCAAAAAAAGUGAUUUGAAGCUAUUGAAGAGUAAGAAUUUUGCUCCGUUAAAGCCCAAACAUAUUGCUAUCAAGAGUCAAAGAGACAUAUGGUGCAUAAUAUUUGACGAUUUGAAAAAAUGUUUGAUUUGUUCUUUGAAAAGCAAGCCAAAUACUUCAGCAGAUACUGAUGAUAUAGAUACUGAAACUAUGGUUUGA